UUAGAAAGUUGUGUGAGUGACCGAGGCAGCCGCGGAGAAUGGAAACGAGCUAACCCUCCUCACAUCUGUAGUCAGGGGGCUAGUGUGUGCUAGGGUGGGGGGGUUAGGAACAAAAACGAUGCCGUUGUUGGCGGUUUAGUUCAGCCUGUGAGUUUUAAAAAAAAAAAGCCUCGGGAGAAGUUGGGAGGAAAAACCGGUUUUUAGCGUGGCAAUUACUCUCCACCGCUUCUCUCUCUCUCUGUGUGUGUGUGUGUGUGUGUGUGUGUGUGAGUGUGGAUGGUGGUGGAGGGUUUUUCCUGUCUGACAGGGCCGAUUGUCAAGGAGAAGUUAUAUCGUUAUAUCCGCCGAACACACAGGCUCAUCGUCACCAAACCUGUUCAGAUGGACUUGAGAUAACACCACCACAAGUUCUACCCUCAUCCCGAAUUUCAGUCUCCCACAUUCACCCAGAAUGGCGGAUCCUACUGGGCUGAGCUCUGAAGGGGCCGGGGCAGGCAUGGCCGACGUUGACGCUUGCAGUUUGGAGAUAGAGAGGAAGUAUGAUGUCAUCCCUGCCGUCAUCUGCUCCAUGUGUUGCCUGUUUGGCAUCAUCUACUGCUUCUUUGGUUACCGCUGUUUCAAGGCCGUCAUGUUUCUGUCUGGUCUGAUGUUUGGCUCUGUCAUCAUCUUCUUGCUGUGCCACAAGGAACAUGUGCUGGACACUCAGCUGAGCGUUGAGGCCAGCGCGGGUAUCGGCCUCGGCAUAGGCCUGCUGUGCGGUCUGGUCACUAUGCUGGUGCGGAGUGUCGGCCUCUUCAUGACCGGCCUGCUGCUGGGUCUCCUCCUGGCUCUCGCCGCCUUGCUGGUCACUCACCAGUUCUACACUCCAACCACAGUCUGGGUCCCACUGGGCACACUUCUGGGGACAGGCAUGCUGUUUGCUGUGCUGACACUGCAGUGGCAAAAGCUCUUCACCAUGCUGUCCACGGCUGUGUUCGGGGCAGCUAUUAUGACAGUGUGUGCUGAUUACUUUGUGGAAAUGCUGGCUUUGGCCAUGCAUGUGUAUGAAUGCUUGCGCCUCACACCCGGGCCACCUCUCUGCUGGUACAGCUGGGUCAUUCUGGGCAUCUGGCCCGCUCUCAGCCUCAUAGGAGUACUGGUCCAGUGGAAACUGACAGAUGACAGCUUCUCACACACUGAGGUCGUUAUCAGUCGGAGACAGAAGAGAGUUCAGCUGAUGCGGAUUCGAGAGAAGGACGCUAAGAAGCGACAGCAGGCAGGUGGGCAGGAAGGCACGUACCGCCGUAAACCCACCCCAGUGAAACGUUACGCUGGGGAUCUACUGGCACCGAGCUACCUGCAAAGUCUGCGGGACAGACAGAUGGGCACAGGCACUUCCCUUAGCAGCCUGGGCACGGCCAACCACACCAUGAUUGACUUGGACUAUGACACCGGGUCCACCGCGCCCCUUACAGCUACAACCCCAGUCGUCAGGGUCUGAGCAAAACGGAGACAAGAAGGGACUUCUUAGUCCUCUUUAGUUCUCCAACUGUGUCUUCUUAAUGUAGACUAGAACCAAUAACCUGCUCCCCUCAGCUAAGGGUUUUCUUUGCCCUUACAUCGAUUCGGAGCGAGGAUGGAUUUCUUCCUAUGAGUGUGUCAGUACUGGGUGUUCAGAGAAGGAGAAUGCUGCUUUUUGGGGAGAAAAAAGAGGUGUCAAGCUAUAACCACUGCAACCACUGUGUUUCUCAGAGAAACACUUAAAACCUGAUACUAACAAAAUAAGGUCCUCAGUUUCCUCUCAUCGUGUAUUAAAUACAUAAACAGCAAGUACGAGCCUAAAAAAAACAGAUAUUUUUCUGUUUUGGUAGUGAACACGACAAAGCAAUUUGUUUGACAUUACAUGUACUGUACUUAAAAAGUUAGUCAUUGCCAUGAAGUGUUGUGUUAUUACCUGUCUUACUGUUUAACUGUGUGGUCGUAGGAUUUGUGAAAGUUUCUCAUUAAAAUGACUUUCAUUUUUGUGUAUUUUUAUUUAGAUGGAGUGUGGUGAGAGAGUUAAGAUAUGACAUGUAGUUGGAUACAUGGAGUAUGAAUAAGUGAAGCAAAAACUAAAUGAUGCAAAUAAACUGCAGUUUGUAUUUAAAAGCUCUUUGCAGGAGCUUUUUUUAGCAGGAUCUUUUCAGUGUAGCUCCUGACAGAACACAGUAGGUGAAGAAUAUAGACUGUUGUAUGUUUGUGGAGUAAACUUUUUAUAAUUUAAUUUAUAUAAUGAACAACUAUGUGGUAGUGUUGGGGGGAAAAAGGACAAAAAACAAAGCAUGUUUGUUGUUAAUUUGUAGAUUUUUAAAUAAUUCUCAUUUUUCUUGUUUGAAUUUUGCAGGGACAAUGCACUUGUUACCUGAAUCUGUACAUACCUGUUGAUAGAAAUUUCAAAGAUAAAUAAAUGUGUUUGAUACAAAAACAA
Molecule: messenger RNA, 2446 nt
Organism: Dicentrarchus labrax (European seabass)
Lineage: Eukaryota; Metazoa; Chordata; Actinopteri; Moronidae
Product: transmembrane protein 198
Exons: 5
Coding region: 452-1480 (342 amino acids)
Cellular component (GO): plasma membrane
Source: RefSeq, a predicted model, not a curated record